AACAUUGUGAUAUGCAGAACAAUUACAAUGAAACAGCUAAAUGGGAAUGAAUAUUUUUAAACAUUGCUCUAAACAUUGCUCUAUUUUUUUAUUUUUUUUUUAUGAUUACAGCAUCACCAAUCAGGAUUGUGCUAUUGGGAAAAAGUGAGAACCAACAGGCAAAACUUGGUAACUCCAUCAUCAGAGAUCGUCCUUUUCAUCAACAAAAACUUCAGACCAAUCACUCAGAGGCCCACAGUGGGGACUGGAGAGUAAUCCCAGUAACAAUAGUGAAAACUCCAAACAUGUUCAGUCUGUCUGAGGAGGCUGUGAGAAGAGAGGUGAAGAGCUGUGUGAGUCUUUGUCCUCCUGGACCAAAUGUUCUGCUGCUGUUAGUGAAACCUUCUGAUUUCACUGAAGAGAACAGACAAACACUGAAGUUCAUACUGAGUUUGUUUGGUCAAGAUGCUUUCAAACACUCGAUGGUCAUCAUGACACACAGAGAGGAUAUACAAAGACCUGUAAAGAAGCUGAUUGAAGACUGUGGAGGAAGAUGCAUCAAUAUGCUUAGAGACAGUGAUAGUCUGUUAAUGGAGAGGAUUGGAUAUAAUGUGUGUGCGAAUAAUGGAAACUUCCUCACCUUCACUGAAGAGUCCACAAGACCAAAGUCUGAACUCAACAAACCAGCUUUAAACCUGGUUCUGUGUGGGAGAAGAAAAUCAGGAAAGACUUCAACAGCAAAGGCCAUUUUAGGUCAGACAGGUCUUCAUUCAGUCUCCAGCUCAUCAGAGUGUGUUAAAUAUCAGGGAGAGGUUUGUGGACGUUGGGUUUCCCUGGUGGAGCUUCCUGCCUUGUGUGAAAAACCACGGGAGGACGCGAUGAUGGAAUUACUCAGAUGUGUCUCACUCUGUGAUCCUGAAGGUGUCCACGCCUUCAUCCUGGUCCUACCUGUGGGUCCACUCACUGAUGAGGACAAGGGAGAGUUAGAGGCCAUCCAGAACACAUUUGGGUCUCAAGUCAAUGACUUCACCAUGAUCCUGUUCACGUCAGAGUCAGAUCCCAAAGAUCCAGCUGUAGUUAACUUUGUAGAAAAAAGCAAGGAAAUCACAGAAAUCAUUCAGAGAUGUGGAGGGAGAUCUUUUGUUCUCAACAUCAAGGACAACCAGCAGAUACCAGAGCUGUUGAAUUCUUUGGAAAAGAUGAGGAUCAGAGAAUCCAGAUACUUCACCAAAGACAUGUUCAUUCAGGCUCUGAUUGAAGAACUUUCUAGACUUAAACUUCAGGAUGUGAAACAGAGAAGGGCUGAUAAUGAGACCCAGAGCAGAGAAUGUCUCAGGAUAGUUCUGAUUGGAAGGACUGGCAGCGGAAAAAGUGCGACAGGAAACAACAUUUUGGGAAAAGAUUGUUUUUUCUCUGAUUCCAGCUCAAAGUCUGUGACCAAGGCUUGUGAAAAAGCAACUGGAGAGAUUGAUGGUCAGCCUGUGGCUGUGGUCGACACCCCUGAUUUGUUUGACACAGCUCUGUCUGAUGAGGAUGUUCAGCAGGAGCUUGUGAAAUGCAUCAGCAUGCUGGCUCCUGGACCUCAUGUGUUCCUGCUAGUGCUGCAGAUCGGCCGCUUCACUAAGGAGGAAAAAGACUCAGUGGAACUGAUCCAAAAAUAUUUUGGAAAGCAUGCAGUAGAUUUCAUCAUUGUUGUAUUCACCAGAGGUGAUGAUCUCAGUCAGUCAACUGAGAGUUACUUUAGAAACUCUGAUGAGGUAUUGAAAAAACUGAUCCAGGACUGUGGAGGAAGAUACCAGGUCUUCAAUAACAAGAACCAGACAGACCGCACACAAGUCAGACAGUUACUGACUAAAGCAAACAAAAUGCUUGAAGACAAUGGCGGCAGCUUCUACACAUCUGAUAUGUUCCUGGAAGCCGAGGCGGCGAUAGAGGAAGAAGUGGAGAAGAUCCUGAAAGAAAAGGAAGAAGAAAUGCAGAGACAGAAGGAGAGGCUUCAGAGAAAACAUGAAGAAGAAAUGGAAGAAAUGAAGAAAAGAAUGGAGAAACAGAGGAAAGAAAGUGAACAGCAGAGAGAGAAACAACUCAGAGAAAUGGAGGGAAAAAUCAACAAGGAGCGAGAAAAGAGGAAGAAAGAGCAGGAAAAGAGAGAAGAGGAGGACAGGAAGAGAAAAAGGCAGGAUGAACUUAAACAGAAAGAGUGGGAGGAAAAACUUCAAGAACUGGAGAGAAAAAUAAAGUUAGAAUCAGAGGAAAAAAAAAACAUUGAUAAAAAGUGGGAACAGAGCAGAGAAGAGCUGAGAAAACAGCGAGACGACUGGGAGAGGGAAAGAACUGAAUGGUGGAAGCAGAGAAGGCUUGAAAAUGAGAAAAUACGACAUAAAGAACAGUUAAAAAUUAAAAAGCUUCAAGAGGAGUAUGAUCAGGAAAGAGAAAAAGUUGAGAAAAAGAGAAGAGAGGACGAUCAAAGACAAAGAGAACAGGAGGAGAAGGAGAGAAGAGAACUAGAGGAAAACUAUAAGAAAAAAAUGGAGGACAUGAAGAAGAGGAAUGAAGAGGAGGCCAGAAAACAAGCUGAAGAAUUCAUUGAGUUCAGAAAAAAUUACAACAAAGACUUUGCUGCACUAGAAGAGAAACGCAUGAAGGAAAUGCGCAAAUUGAAGAAAAAGCAUGACAGACAACUGUACGAGGAAGAGAGGAGACAUAAGAAACAGUACAGGCUGUUACAAGAAGAAAGAGAGGAUCUGAGGAAAAAACAUGAGCAAGAUGUGAAAGAAAUAGAGGAUCUGAGGAAAAAGCUGUGGAUGUAUCAUGUUUUGCAUAUAAGUGUAUUACUAAUAUACUCACUUAUUUAUAUAUAUACUACUACAAAGCUGUCCUUGGGUAACCUCUGAUCGAGUUAGGUUUUGUUAGGUCUUGAGAAAGGAUGUUGUGGAUGUCCCAAGAGGGCAGUGUUUACUGACCAGUAUGAGUGUUUAGUGUGAUAAGUGAGGCCAAAACAAUAUCUGCACUCCCCACUGUUCAGUUUCAGGAGACUACGAUGGAAUAACAGGAAAUGUUUUGUAAGAGACAAGCUGAAGAAAAAGCAUGAUGAAGGACUUAAAGAAAAAGAGGAUCUGAAGAAAAAGCAUGAGCAAGAAAUAAAUGAACUUGAAGAUGAAGAUGUUUCUUAAUGAUUUAAUGAUAAUAGUCAUAUAGGAUGUUAAGAUGCUUAAAGUGUUGAAUGAGGCCACAAAAUGACUUCGUACAUCGGAUAAAAACAGUGUGUCUGUCCUUGCAAAUACAUUUUCCUCCCAACAUUCAUUGGAAACAAAGUUACAACAAUUAAGCUAAUCUUCAGUCAUGUGACUGAUGUGGAAGCCUGGAGGGCAAAAAGAGUUGAGGGAAGUGGCAGCUUUCAUUGAAUUCUCCAUGAAGCUGCUACAGGGCUUUUUAAAAAAUUCUAUCUCUUCAAAACAACAUGUUUACACUUAAUGUAAGCAUUAGAAAAACAAGAUAUUAAGAUGAAUAUGUUUUGGACACUUGUGGCCCUCUGUACUGUAACAGUUUCAUUUAGUCAGACAGGAGCGUUUGUUUACCUGCUUUACAUGUUUCAGCUACUUCCUGUAGCCUUCCUCAGAAGCGUCACAUGAUGGUGCUGUGACGUGUCUUGUAGGCUGCUUAUAUGGUUUUGUCAGACAGUAGGGGGAAGCUUACGCCUCCUACCGUCUAACACCUUCUCCAGGACCGCAUGCCAUGUGUGUGACAAGGUGUAGGCUCCCUCGUCCCAGUUCAUGCUCCUCGGACCUCGUUUGCGGAUCUCGAUGUCCUCUUUGGUUCUUUUCCAGAGUGGCAGAGGACCUCAAACACAUCACCAUAGAACCAGAUGAAAUACUCAUAUCCCACGAUGUACUAUCUCUGUUCACAAAGACCCCGGUUGAAGCCACUCUCAACAUUGUACAUAGCAGACUCAGCAAGGACAAAUCACUCCCAAAAGGAACCAAACUCACAACAGAAUACAUGACACUCCUCAGAUUCAUAGCCACAUCCACUUAUUUUCAAUACCAAGGAACAGUAUACAAACAAAAAGAACGAUUUGUAAUGGGAGACCCACUAUCAGCAAUAAUGAGUGCUUUUUUUUAAUGAAAGACCUGGAACAACAAGCCAUCACCACAGUACCAUCUGACUGCAGAAUCACACUCUGGAAAAGAUAUGUUGACAACUUUCUGGAAAAAUCAAAACAGCCCACACACAACAGCUCACAGACCAUCUGAAUACCAUUGACCACACUGGCAGCAUUAGAUUCACACACGCAGAGGAGUCAAACAAAGAAACAGCAUUUUUGGACCUUAAAAUACACCACAACAACGACGGCAGCUUGAACAUAAAAAUACAUAGGAAACCCACACACACAGACCAAUACCUACUAUGGACAUCUGAGCACCCAACAGCACAUAAACUGUCAGUAGUCAGGACACUAUAUAACCAGACCACCAUCAUCACAGACACUCAGGACAAGGAGGAGGAGGAGGCACACAUACACAAUGCACUCACCAAAUGUCAUUAUCCACAAUGAGCUAUAGACAAAGGAAAACAGCAGGCACCAAACACCGAAAAGAAAAAGAGGAAACAGAACACUCACAGCAUCAACAAACCUGCCAUAGUCACGUUAACAUACAUCAGGGGGUCACAGAACGCAUACAGAGGGCCAUGAGGAAACACAACAUAAACACACCUGUCAAACCUCACACAAAACUCAGUUACUAGUCCAAAAGGACAGAAUACAGCCAGAACACAAAUGUGAUGUAAUAUGUGAGAUACCAUGUCUAUCUUGCAAUAAAACAUAUGUGGGGGAAACAGGAAGACCUUUUGGGACUCGGAAAAAAAGAACACCAAAAGAAUGCGAAAAAGAAACUGUAAACGGACAAACAAGAGCAAUAAGAGACCAAGCAGAGCAGGAAAACUUGAAAUCAGCAAAUCAAAUAUCUGACCACUGCAAAAGACAAAACCACAUCGUGGACUGGAAAAACGCCAGGGUCAUCCAUGCCAAAAGCAACAAAUACCACCGCUGGAUCAGAGAGGCCAUCGAGACCUGCAAACGAGGUCCGUGGGGCAUGAACCGGGACGAGGGAGCCUACACCUUGUCACACAAGGUAGGGGGCGUAAGCUUCCCCUACUGUAUGACAAAACCAUAUAAGCAGCCUACAGGACACGUCACAGCACCAUCACGUGACACUUCUGAGGAAGGCUACAGGAAGUAGCUGAAACAGGUAAAGCAGGUAAACAAACGCUCCUGUCUGACUAAAUGAAAUUUUUACAGUACAGUUUAAACAAAAGACAGAAUGAAUCCUUACCUAAGACUUGUGGCCCUCAUUCAGCACCCUGGAGCACCCUGGACAUUGUUGGAAUCACAAAGAAAACAACAUUGCACUCACCAGACCUUGACUUCAGUGGUGUUGACAACUAUUUAGUGGAGAAAAUUUUCCUGCCAGGAAAAAAAAUCUACAAAAAUACAGACAGCUUUUCUUGUAUUUCCAGUGUUGCUGGGUCAGUAAUAAUGCAGUUUAGGAAGUGAAGAGCAAAUCAUUCAUUAUCAUAAAAGACUAGUGUUAAUAAAGUAGUGUUGAUAGGUAUUGUUCACUAACAGCAGCUUUAGGAUCUCUGUUCACACACUUAAUGGAUAUUUAAUAAGAAAAGCUUUUGGUAGAAAAAAAGUGUACAGGUGUUUUCUCUUGAGACUUUAUAAAUCAAAAUGAUGAGAAUGGAUUUUUUUUAUUAACCAUGUAAAACUUGAAUGUUUAAUAUUCUUGCAAUAAUGGUGACAGAGAAAUAAUAGUCCUCUGUUUUACCAGUGACCAGCCUGAAGUUGUUUGUUUUGGUGAUGUUAGAUCUUCUUUCACAGUUCAGCUCCAGCUUUGCAGCUCUGUUCUGAAUCUGACUGUUUUCUGACCAUACAGCUGGACAGAAGUACAAUAAGACAGGACAAUCUAACCUGUGUGUUUUGUCUCUUUGAUUUAUCAGAUUGUUUGUUUUGGAAAGUGUUGUCUCUCUACAUUCUCCCUGAAUCAGUGUGAAUAGAAGAUAACUUUCCUACAAUUGUUAAUAUUUCUGUCUAAAAUUUCUGGGAACAUCACCACAGACCCACAGUUUUGAUAACUAAAGAUUGUAAAUACAAGUCACUGUUGUAUGUAUUGAUUCCAGUCACAGUUGUAAAUAUUAUUUGUGAGUGAUAAAUUUAGUUUUUGAAAUAGAUUUUUUUAUAAGAUGAUGUAAAUGACUACUGAGUGGCAGCAUCACACUGAUGUGGAUCUCUUUGCUUCAAAUUGUUUUUUUUAUUGAAAUGUUCCUAACAAGCAGUCACAGUUUUCUGUUUCCCUCAAACUUGGUGGAAACUGGAAACCAAAAACUUUUUUGUCUUAGUGUGUCUGAUCAAUACAGAAUUGUAACAAAUCUCUUGUUUGAACCAAUGUCCAUGCUGAAUAAUUGUAGUGAAAUAGAUUUCCAUUGCAGGUGAUGAUUUUUUAAAUCUUUUCUUUGGUUGUUUUGUUGCUACUAAUUAUGUAAUGGUUUUGUCUUUCCAGCAAGUUUUACCUAACAUGUUUGAAACUGUGUCAUCUGUUAAAUAUUUUCUGUUUGCAUGUUUGAAUAUUCAGUGAGCAAACAAAAACAUACUAUUGAGCUCGCUGACACAAGAGGGCGCUUUGUGUAUAUGAACUGUCUUGUUCCUGACUGGCUGACUUUUGUGAUUGUAUGUGUAUUUUCUUUUUUGAUGUUUAAUUUGAAUACCAAAUUAAAUCUUAAUUUGGUAUUUUUAAUCAUUGAUCUUAUUUUUAAAUUUUCCUAAAUAAAUGUUUGGAAAGGAGAACGUGUCUC
This is a messenger RNA of Cheilinus undulatus (humphead wrasse), 6831 nucleotides long. RefSeq names its product GTPase IMAP family member 8-like. The record is from RefSeq and is a predicted model, not a curated record. Gene Ontology annotation, molecular function: GTP binding. Lineage: Eukaryota; Metazoa; Chordata; Actinopteri; Labriformes; Labridae. The transcript has a single exon. Bases 102 to 2873 code for a protein of 923 amino acids.